Molecule: messenger RNA, 1035 nt
Organism: Lotus japonicus
Lineage: Eukaryota; Viridiplantae; Streptophyta; Magnoliopsida; Fabales; Fabaceae
Exons: 2
Coding region: 270-947 (225 amino acids)
Source: RefSeq, a predicted model, not a curated record
AAAAUGUAGAAUGACAGAGGAGAAAACGGCUGCAUGGGACCACCUUGUACUCCAAUCUAGCUCCAACCCAUAUCACUUCACCAAUCAACCCAUUCCCUCUUCCCAUCUUCCUCAUUUAUGCCGAUUGAGCAACCCUUUUGUCCUGUUCAAAAACCAAAAAAAAAAAGCACCAUAAGUCCCUUUUCUCCUUCACUAGCUAGGGUUGUUCUUUUUGUCCACUCACUUUCUCUCCCACUAAAGCAAACCCCAUUUUUUGUUAAUCUUAGCUCAUGAUGAAGAACAAGCUCAGUUGCUCUGUGUUGCACUUUUUCACUUGCCUCCUGUUGCCAGCUCUUGUUUUCUCACACCACACCCAUGGAAACCCUGCCAAUGAUAUUGUUGACAUCAUAAACAAGAACCGAACAGAUCAAAAGCUUCCACACUUGAAUGACAGCCCUGGUCUAGGGUGCAUGGCCUUACAAUAUGUUGAAUUAUGCAAAGGGAACUGCACUGAUAAUAAUGUUGUGAACUGCAAGCCUCCUGAAGACGACUUCACCGAAGUUUUCGCUCCCAAUUGCGGCGUCGAGCUACCCACGUUCGGCACCAUAACUGGACACAUUGUUGGUUGUCAAAAGAAGUACCUUGAGCCACCAUUAGCAUUCUCCGAAGUUCUCAUCAAGGAUAAGAAAUCUCUGUCUCUUCUGACAAACAAAUCACACACUGAGGUUGGAGUAGGCUUGGUUGGACUCCAUAACAAAGGGCCUUUCUUUUGGUGUGUUUUGUUUAGCAAUGGGAAUACCAACUCUUCAUUCGUGCUUGAAAAUCGCGGUGCAGGGAUCCAUCAGAAAAAGGGGUGUUAUAGCGGGAGCAAUACUACUUGCAGUGGAGGCCAGAAAAGUAGUGGUGUUGCAUAUUGUAACGUGUUUUUCAUUUGUUAUGUAUUCAUUUUACUGUUUAAACUUCUCUGAUGAAUUUACAAUAGUGCAGGAUCUUCACGUGACAAUUUUUGGAUUCAUUUUCUGUAUGCCUUGUUCAUUUUAAAUGUUUUUUAGCUAA